This is a messenger RNA of Ceratotherium simum simum (southern white rhinoceros), 619 nucleotides long. The record is from RefSeq and is a predicted model, not a curated record. NCBI's taxonomy places the organism in Eukaryota, Metazoa, Chordata, Mammalia, Perissodactyla, Rhinocerotidae.
AUGGACCUGCAGAGGGGUCUGGACAUCCUGGGGGAUGACUGUAGGGCAGAUCCCAAAGAGAAGAAGAGUGGGCUGCUGAAACUUCUAGCUGGGGCAUCCACCAAGAAGAAGUCUCGCUCCCCUCCGUCCAUCUCUCCGACCCACGACCCCCAGCUGGCAGUGGACGCCUCGCUCCAGGGUGCAGUGGGACCCGAAGUGUCCUCUGGGUCCAUCCAUGGUCGGGCAGGGUCCUGCCCCAUAGAAAGUGAGAUGCAGGGAGCGAUGGGGAUGGAGCCGCUGCACAGAAAGGCGGGCUCCUUGGAUCUGAACUUCUCCUCAUCCCCUUCCCGGCAAGCACCUCUCUCCAUGGCUGCCAUCUGGCCCGAGCCCAAGCCGUUGCCCAGAGAGAGGUACCGCGUGGUGGUCUCAUACCCACCCCAGAGCGAGGCGGAGAUCGAGCUGAAGGAAGGUGACAUCGUCUUUGUGCACAAGAAGCGUGAGGACGGCUGGUACAAGGGGACACUGCAGAGGACCGGCCGCACCGGCCUCUUCCCGGGCAGCUUCGUGGAGAGCUUCUGAGGACGCGUUCCCGCACAGCUCACAGGGAUGCAGACCCCCGGGAAGCCCCGGGCACGAGGAG